AUCAGGAAGAAGAGGAGAAAAGUGAGCAGAAAACACGCAGAAAACACGCGAGGACGCACAAGUGUUUUCCCAACUGGAAAAAGAGAGAAGAAGAAAGUGUGCGAGUGUGAAGCGGAGAGACAGAAGGAGAGUGUGUGUGCUUCACCACUCUCCACUUCUUGCACCUCCACCACCUCCAUGUCGCUUCCCGGCUCCCCUCCGCUCCUCUCGCCGGGCUCGAGCGCCCCAACUCCGGCCGCGCUCUACCGCUCGGCCCCGGACGCGCUCCACACCUCCACCGGCACCUCCAGCCCGGCGCACACCAACUCCCACUCCCACUCCCACUCCCACUCCCUGUCCCCGUCCCCGCGGCUCACCAGCAGCAUGCUCAGCGCUUUCCUGCCCGGCUUGGGCAACGGCGGCGCCGCCCCGCUCGUGUCCGGAGGCGGCGCCGCUCUGGGACCUCUCGGCGGGCUCGGCUCGCUGAGCACGGCCGGCCUGACCCCCGGCUCCCCCGGCUUGGCGCAGACCUCGUCCAGCCCGUCUCUUUGCAGCGAGUGCAAGCUGGUGGAGGUGCACGGCGUGAAGGUGGCCAGCUUCAGCGUGGACGGCCAGGAGCUCAUCUGCCUGCCGCAGGUGUUCGACCUCUUCCUGAAGCACCUGGUGGGCGGGCUGCACACCGUCUACACCAAGCUGAAGAGGCUGGACAUCUCGCCGGUGGUGUGCACCGUGGAGCAGGUGCGCGUCCUGCGGGGGCUCGGCGCCAUCCAGCCCGGCGUGAACCGCUGCAAGCUCAUCUCCAGGAAGGACUUCGAGACGCUGUACCAGGACUGCACCAGCGCCAGCUCUCGUCCGGGCCGUCCUCCGAAGCGCUGUGCUGGUGCAGGGAUCCAGGAAAGCCCCAGGCUGCUGCACCCGGGUCUCCCCGGCCUGCUGUCCCCCAACCUGCUGUCGCACACCGGCCUGACAGCAGCAGCCAUGGCCGAGCUCCAAAAACUGCAGAAGAUGAAGAUGAUGAUGAGUCUCCAGAACGGCAACGAGUCGGACAACGAUGACUUACACUCCAACACAGGAGGGAGUGAGUGUUCCUGGGAUAAGGAGCGUCUGACCAGCCCCCCUGCUGGAGCCCACAGCGGAGGACCAGGAGGUGGAGGAGGAGCACCAGUAGGAGCAGCAGCUGGAGGAGGAGGAGGAGGAGGCGGUGCGGCGGGAGGAGGCAGCGGGAGGGGGCCGGCCAUCGGAGCUGUCAAUCAACAACAGCUCCAGCAGCAGCAACAGCUACUGGCUAACAGGUUGGACCUGCCCUUCAUGAUGAUGCCCCACCCUCUGCUGCCCAUGGGGCUGCCGCCCGCGUCUGUAGCCAUGGCGAUGUCCCAGAUGAACCACCUCAACACCAUCGCCAACAUGGCCGCCGCAGCCCAGCAGAUACACACUCACGUACACCGCGCACCUGUCAUCAAGGAGAGAGUGUGUGACAGUCCCUCUCUCUCUCCAUCUGUUGACGAGGCCAACACUCCUCUGCAGUCGCAGCCCAGCAGCUCGGCCUCCAGCUCGCCCGAAAGACUGGGAUUGGUGUCAGCUGAUGCAGAUGUUGCACUGCCCAACCCUGCUGCACCCAUCAAGAAAAUAACAAAGGACAAAGAAGAGUCUUCGCUGGGACAAGCCCUGCCCCCUGGCUUCCCUGCUCCGUUCCUAUUCGCUGACGGCCUGUCGUCAGUGGAGACCCUGCUCACCAACAUACAGGGCCUGCUGAAGGUGGCGGUGGAGAACGCCCGGGUGCAGGACAAACAGAUCCAGGCGGAGAAGCGAGAGCUGAAGAUGGAGCUCUAUCGAGAAAGAGAGAUGAGAGAGAGUCUGGAACGACAGCUCACCUCCGAACUACAGAGCAGAGCCUCCAUCCAGAAGCGUCUGAAGAAGGAGAAGAAGGCCAAGAGGAAGCUGCAGGAGGCGCUGGAGUUUGAGUCGAAGAGGAGGGAGCGAGUGGAGGACGCUCUGAAACACUCGUCUUCGUCCUCCCCCUCUCCUGAGCCGCUGCACGCCGCCAACAACAACACCAAGAACGACGCUGCUGUAGCCGAGGAUAAACCUGAACUUAAUGGAAACCAGCAAGACAACGGCGCUGUACAAGAAUCCCGGCCGUUUCUGAAGACCCCCAUGAUGUUCUAGGAUGAAGGACUCCGCCUCCAGGAACCCCGCCCAUUCCCACCUUCCCCCCUCCCCCUGCACAGAAGAACUCCACCAUCCCAGUCAAGCGACCUCCCCAGGCGGGAGUCCAUCUUUGCUUCACGCAAACGUUUUGAUGUUGCUAUGAAACAGUGAGACUACUAUGAGGCGCGGCCCUGAUCUGGACUCACGGGGGCCGCCUCUACUUCUUUCUUCUCUCUCUCUCUUUUUAGACAAACUUCACUCCAUUCAUUCCUCGUUUCCCCUCCCUGCACCGGGACUGCUCUCAUCCCUCGUUUGUUUCAGAAACUGAAAAAUAAAAAUCAUUCCUGAGCAAAGUCACCACGAAGCGACCGGAGUGACAACAACGAGUCGUCACGAAUCGAGUUACGUCGGCCAUCAUGUGGGAACAGCGGGGGUCAUUUUGACUGGACAAUUCAAAAGACUUCAAGUCAACGUGUUUCUGGCUGCUGCCGACAGGAACGCUGUGAUGAAAGGACGAAACUUUCUAAUUUACAAAAUAAAAUAGGAGUUUAAAACCCCCUCUGGAUUUGACGUGACUUCGGUCAGCCUCACUGGCUGGCUGUCAACACCCUCUGAUUGGAUGGUAAUCAGCCAAUCGGAGGAGCUCAGGACCGGAGGAAGAGGGGUUAAGAAAAAGAAGUGGAAAAAAUAUUGGAAAGGGGAAAAAAACAGAAGAAAAAAGGAGGAAAACAGCUUGGGAGGCUAUUUCUGUCUCUCAUGUUUCAUUCAUUUUUGUUUUCCGUACAGGGACUGAAAAAAAUGCAUGGGAACUUUUAUUACGUUGUCAUUUGGCUUAUUUUAUCCUCCGAACACUCCAAGUCUUCUUCUCCCUCUUACACUCCUCUUUUAUUCUUCAUUCCUCUCUAUAGUUUCUCUUCUCUAUAAGUCGGCGCCUCUUCCUCUUAUAUCUCCUCACUUUUUGCUCGACUCCUCCCCUUUUCCUCGCUUCUUCUAGACCUCUUUUCCUUUAUUUUCUCUUUCUCUCGCUCUGUAAGGAGGCAGUACUCUGAACAUGUUGGAUGCAGCUUUUCAAUGUAUGAAGUAUUUUCUAUCACCCUUAACCUGUGAAAUCAGUUUCUCGACUGAUGCAGAAGUUAAACAAGAAAAACCCUUUUUUUAUUACAAUGGAGUGAUUUUUAGGCACGAUAUUAUAUCCUAAAGGUACGUUGAAUUCUCUUCCUCGUCUUUGGACCUUUUCACCUUUUGACCCCCAUUCCCUGCGACCAGGAAGUAGUAGUGAAGUUUCUGGAGUUUGUCAAAAUAAAGAUGAGGAGCGCUUGAUUUAAAUGUUUUUCUAUAAUAACUUUAACUUAAAUUCAAUUUUAUUCAUUUUUAGUUGAAUUUAAGAAUUUAUCCCUGAUCGCCCCCCUUGAAGUGACAAAGAGCGUUUCAGGUGUAGAAAUCAAGCGCUCCUCAGCAACAACAAACACCAGAAGCUUUUUAUUCCCCUGACUUUCUGACCUACUAAGAGUGCAGACUGUUGUGUUGCAGUUUUGUUUAUUCCACUGCGUGUUUUAUUUGUUUGUUUAUUUGUUGAUUACUAUUUGAAA
Messenger RNA from Chelmon rostratus (copperband butterflyfish), 3716 nucleotides. RefSeq names its product dachshund homolog 2-like. NCBI's taxonomy places the organism in Eukaryota, Metazoa, Chordata, Actinopteri, Chaetodontiformes, Chaetodontidae. The coding region runs from base 178 to 2145 and encodes 655 amino acids. The transcript is spliced from 12 exons. The record is from RefSeq and is a predicted model, not a curated record.